Messenger RNA from Paraglomus brasilianum, 1578 nucleotides. NCBI's taxonomy places the organism in Eukaryota, Fungi, Glomeromycota, Glomeromycetes, Paraglomerales, Paraglomeraceae. The record is from the annotation of a GenBank genome assembly.
AUGCCACCCACUCCUCUAUCCACGCCUCUGCUUCGUUUCUUGAACCAAAUUUCCAAACCCGUCACUUUUAAUACUUAUUAUUCCCACAACCUUUCCAGGACCUAUACCACACUUUCUCUUAUAAACCCUUCUACCGCCACACCUCUCCCUUCCGUCCUUUCCUCAACUCCUGCCGACGUUUCCUCUGCCGUUCAUGCAGCACAGGAAGCUUUGCACGGCCACUGGGGACAAUUAUCCGGUACAGAAAGACGAGAAGUAUUGAGAACCAUCGCAGAUGGAAUCGAAAAGCGUUUACAAGAUUUUGUACAAGUGGAAGUUUCAAAUGCGGGAAUGGUAAAAAAGGAUGCAAGAGAUGAAGUUAUCGAUGCGGUAGAGUGUUUUCGCUUCUUCGCAGGGUAUGCUGACAAGCGUUAUGGUGAAUCCUAUUCCGCACUCUCUCGUUUGUACCACUCUUACACGGUUCCUUCCCCAUAUGGUAUCACUGCAUUGAUCACUCCUUUUAAUUAUCCUCUUCUUCUCGCGUGCUGGAAACUGGCCCCCGCAUUAGCAUGCGGUAACACAGUCCUCCUCAAACCCGCACCGCAGACUCCGCUUGCCGCGUUGUUGUUGGGCAAGGUGAUUGAGGACGUUGGCGUAGACAAGGGAGUCGUAAAUGUAUUGCCCGGUGGUAGAGACGUUGGGUUGGAAGUGUUGAAGAAUGAGGACGUUCGAAUGGUUAGCUUUACCGGAAGUCUCGAAGGAGGGCGAGGAGUCUUGAGAACGAUAGGAAAUGUAGAAGAAAAUUUAAUACCAAAGAGCAUAGAUAGAUCACGCGUUAAAGACGCGAACGCAAUGGAAUUCACUAAACCGACGUCAACCAUAAAAAAAGUCCUCUUAGAAUUAGGCGGAAAUUCUCCCUUGAUCGUCUUUUCGGACGCAGACUUGUCCGCCGCGGUCGAAGACGUUGUAAUGGCUUCUUUCUCCAAUGCAGGGCAAAAUUGCUGUGCUGGAAAGCGUCUCUACAUCCACGCAGCUGUCUAUUCAACCUUUGUCAACAAACUUUACGAUCGUGUAAAAUCCCUUCGUGUCGGUGAUGCGGGCAAAGAUGAUACUGAAGUAGGACCUGUUGUCAACGAAAUCGCUCUUAAUGGGAUUGUUGAAUGGGUUGAGAGGAAAGUAGAGGCGAAGAAAGUCGAGGUCAUUUACGGAGGAAAAAGGAUGGAUAGAAAUGGGUUUUUUGUGUAUCCGACAUUGUUAAAGCCGAUGACAGAUGCAAACGCGGAAUUUGAAGCAGAUGAAGUUUUCGGACCCGUUCUGACUAUAAUGUCUUUCGAUUCAAUUGAAGAGGUCAUCACAUCUGCUAAUUUGUCGGGAUAUGGAUUAGCGGCUGGUGUAUGGACGAGCGACAAUUCAAAAGCAGAAUAUUGUACCAGCAAAUUAAAUGCAGGCGUAGUUUGGGUUAAUUGUUAUAAUGCUACACAUCCUUAUUUGUGUUUUGGGGGGAUGGGAAAUAGUGGGUUUGGAAAAGAAUUGGGAGUGGAAGCGAUGAGGGAAUAUUCGAUGCUGAAGAGCGUCAGUGUCAAGAGAGAUUGGAAAUAA